UCACAAGCAACAUUUCCGACAGCACUUGAACGCAGCAGCAGCAUUCAGCCACUGAGCGGCGAGCGGGCUGCCAACCUGCGUCUGCAGGGCCCUGCUGCACAUCAGAGACUGAUGAGACAGACACAAGAAACACUGGCACUCUCUCCAGCUGCUGUACUAACUGUUUUAUUUCAGGUCUGCAGGUGUGAACGGCCGCCUCGUGCGGUCUUGCUUCAUAUUUGCAGACGGCUGAAGAAGCAGGUGCGCUGCCGGGAUUUUAAGUCAUUUGUCUUAAAGGGUUACACACUUGGGGAGGCUGCGCCGCUGUUGUUUGGUGUCACUUCCGGGCGAGUCGUCCGUGAAUUAGCAGAUCAUCACAUCGCCGGUGAAAAAGAAGAAGAAGAAGAAGUUCAUCAACAUCGAUGCUCCGUGCAGGCAGGAUGGAGGAGUUUGUGACGGAGGAAGAGGAGCCGUGGUACGACCAGCGGGACCUGGAGCAAGACCUGCACUUGGCAGCUGAACUCGGCAAGACCCUCCUGGAACGCAACAAGGAGCUGGAGGACUCCCUACAAGAGAUGUACAUCAACAAUGAGGAGCAAGUGCAAGAGAUAGAGUACCUGUCGAAGCAGUUGGAAAUGUUAAGAGAGAUGAACGAGCAGCACGCAAAGGUGUAUGAACAACUGGAUGUGACGGCCAGAGAGCUGGAGAUCACCAAUGAGAAACUGGUGCUGGAGAGCAAAGCCUCUCAUCAGAAAAUAGACAGGUUGACGGGCACCAUGGAGAUCUUGCAGGGUCAGGUGGAGAGCCUGACGACUCGGGUGGAGGAGCUGCGAACUCUGGAGGAGCUGAGGGUCCGCAGAGAGAAGAAGGAACGCCGCAAGACCGUGCACUCCUUCCCCUGCCUCAAAGAGCUCUGCACUGCGCCAAGGUAUGAGGAUGGUUUCCUGUUGGCCAACCCGGGCAGUGUGGACCUGGCUGAGAGCCGGCCGGUGGACGAGGAGAAUGAGCGCCUGAGAGACAUUGUGUCUUCCCUGCGCUCAGCUGUGUCCACAGAGCGGUCCCAGAGGGAGGGCGCGGAGCGGGAGUGUGCCUCUGUGCUGCAAGAGUUUGAGCUUCUGGAGCAGCGUCUCUUAGGAGCUGAGGGCUGCCAGCUGCGGGUUCAGGAGCUCGAGGCUGAGCUCCAGGAGAUGCAGCAGCUGAGGAAGUCCAGGGUUUGUCUGAUUGGGGGCAUGGAAGACAGCCUCGAGACGCUGCUCAGCAACGGCCCUGAGACAGACACCCCAGAGGAGGGCGUAGGGCUGGUGGAUGGAGGUGCUGGAGAGACGGGGGGCGCUGGGCAACAGGGAGGCCCAGUGAGGAAAAGCUGCAGCGACACAGCUCUGAAUGCCAUCUCGGCCCGCGACGCCUCAGGUAGGCGCCAGGGCAGCUAUGCCCUCCAUGCCAAUGGCGUGCGCAAACGUGGCAUGUCCAUCCUGCGGGAGGUGGACGAGCAGUACCACGCCCUGCUGGAGAAGUACGAGGAGCUGCUGGGGAAGUGCCGACGUCACGAGGAGAGCCUGUGCCACGCCGGGGUGCAGACCUCGCGGCCUGUCUCCAGAGACCCCUCCAUGAAGGACUACAGCAUGGUCUGCGCGGGGCCUUCCACAUCUAGCGCGGUUGCAGCCAUUCCCACGCCUCCUCCAACCCCCUCCACCCCGGAGGCCCUGGAGGGGAUCAGCAGGCAGGUGGAGCAGGUGGACAAACGCCUCAGCCAGAACACGCCGGAGUACAAGGCCCUGUUCAAAGAGAUCUUCUCCCGCUUGCAGAAGACCAAGAGUGAUAUGAACUCCACCAAGAGCAAAAAGAGUCACAAAUAAGCUACUGAUACUACAUGCACUGAAAACAGUGACUGCACAAUAUUUAUUUAAUUUACCUGUUUUGAAGACUUCUCGUCUUACAUUUGACCACUUGUGACUUAAUGGGUGGAUGCCUGCAGUCAUGGAGUCGGGGGAGAAGCAUAUAGUUAGCGGUGGAUGGCUCAUUAAACUGCCAAAUUUCACCUCAUGGAUGGAAGGUCGUUGAUGAAAUGCCUUUUUCUUUUUUUCUGAGUGACCAUAACUGAUAAAUAAUCAGGAAUGGAGGGUUUUGUGUCUGUCUUAGGACAGUCUAGUGUGUGAUGUAGUAUUGUGAUUGAGAUGUGCUGAUGCAGAAAUUAUUAACCUUUUUUUUUUUUUUUUUUAUGGAUAACAAUAAUUAAGCCAAAUAAUUAAGAGGAAAAUAAUAAAGCAGGCUUUGAAACUACUUACGCCAUUUGAAGCAUGCAUCUGUCUAAUAAACACUAAGUGCUAAAAAAAAAUAAAGUCUUUAAAAGCAGGUAGAAAACAAAUCGCAAGCAUUUGAGAUUCACAAGCCGCUUCAGGUUGCAUCAGGAGGCAACGGUGAUAUUUGACUGUGUAUUUUGAAUUUGUUGGAUGAUACAAAUCCUUCAAGACAGCUGCCAAAGUGUAUUGUGCAUAAGUGUUUGAUGGUUAUUUGUUUACUUAAAUGGUUUAUUAUAACUUAUCUGUUGAAGGAGACGAGAUGCCUCUGGUGUUUUUACAGCAUGCAUUACAAGCCGCAGGGGGAUGAUCUCUGUUUCAGGGAUUCGUUUGACCGUUUCAGACAUGACAACAUUAUCAAUUCUACUCUAUGCUACUACAUUGUCAAAGUUGUUCUUGUAGUAGACCAUUUAAAAUCUUCUGUUGAUUAAAACAAGAAAUUAAUCGAC
This is a messenger RNA of Cottoperca gobio, 2725 nucleotides long. RefSeq names its product cerebellar degeneration-related protein 2-like (gene cdr2l). The transcript has 5 exons. The record is from RefSeq and is a predicted model, not a curated record. The coding region runs from base 402 to 1835 and encodes 477 amino acids. Lineage: Eukaryota; Metazoa; Chordata; Actinopteri; Perciformes; Bovichtidae.